This is a messenger RNA of Colletotrichum orchidophilum, 1995 nucleotides long. RefSeq names its product autophagy protein Atg22. Bases 1 to 1995 code for a protein of 664 amino acids. Gene Ontology annotation, biological process: amino acid transmembrane export from vacuole. The transcript is spliced from 4 exons. The record is from RefSeq and is a predicted model, not a curated record. Lineage: Eukaryota; Fungi; Ascomycota; Sordariomycetes; Glomerellales; Glomerellaceae.
AUGGUUCCCAGACAAGAGCAACACGCUCGACCACCACCUGCACCACGUUUAUGGUCGCGUCUGUCGAUUCUGUCAAAACGCUCUUUUCGCUCCUUCACCUCGGACUUUGAGGCCGAUGACGAACGUUCCGACACAGACUCGGAAUACGACAGAAUGAGCGGCAGCAGUAGUGACGGCUUCCUCCACGGCCCAGGUCGUUACAAAAGCGAAGACCUUCGCCCCACGAGCCAGAAAGAGCUGUCUGGUUGGUAUGCCUACGCCUUCGCUGCCGAAACCUAUGUCAUCUGCGCUAUUGGUUCCUUCAUCCCGAUCCUACUCGAGACCCUCGCGCGCGAAAAUGGCGUCCUUCUGUCCGAUAAAACGACCCCAUGUGGUACGAGCGACUCGAAAAACAAAACUGAUGGACAAUGCGUCGUAUAUCCUCUGGGUAUCGAGAUCAACACGGCGAGUUUCGCCAUGUACACGUUCUCCAUCAGUGUUCUGCUGCAGGUCCUCCUCGUUGUGAGCGUCAGCAGCGCUGCAGAUCACGGCAACUCGAGAAAGAAGCUCCUGCUCACGUUCGCAUGGGUUGGAAGUUUCUCCGUCAUGGCCUACAUCUUUGUCAACAAGACCACGUAUCUCCUGGGUGCUCUAUUGGCCAUUAUAUCCAACACUUGUUUCGGUGCCUCGUUUGUGCUCCUUAACUCGUUCCUGCCGCUGUUGGUCCGGCAUCAUCCAGAGGUGAUUGCUUCCGAAACUGUCCACACUCCCGACUUGGGACACUCGGAUCUGGAGUCGCGACCUCUUAAUGGUUCCUAUGUCGACGAAGACUCCGCCGCUGAUGACGUUGAAGACCAGAAUUCGGCUUUGCUCGGUGGGCAUGGAAAUGGAAACGGAAAUGGAGGAUACCCAUUGGUUCGCCAAGCCACGCACGAGGAGCUCACAUCAGUCGAGCUCCAACUGUCGACUCAGAUUUCCGCCAAGGGCAUUGGUAUUGGCUAUAUUGCAGGACUAUUCGUGCAGUGUGUCGCCAUCGCCAUAGUGAUCGCACUGAAAAACACGACUUGGUCGCAAAGAGUCGCAUUGUCCUUCUGCGGCCUUUGGUGGGCAACAUUCACGAUCCCUGCUGCCAUGUGGCUCCGCCCUAGACCAGGUCCACCAAUGCCCACCACAUCAGGCAAAGGAAUCCGAGCGUGGCCGACCUAUGUGGUUAUGGCUUGGAAAUCGUUAUUCAACACUGUCCGGCUGGCCCGACGCCUAAGAGACAUUGUGCUAUUCCUGUGCGCAUGGUUUUUGGUCAGUGACGCGAUUGCGACGACGUCUUCCACGGCCAUAUUGUUCGCCAAAACGCAACUCCAUAUGAAGCCUUGGGCCUUGGGUAUGAUCAAUGUUAUUUCCACUAUAGCUGGUGUCAUCGGUGCCUUCAGCUGGGCAUUUAUUUCUCGCAAGUUUAGCUUGAAGCCACAUCAGACGAUCCUCGUCUGCAUCGGUCUUUUUGAGCUCAUUCCUAUUUACGGACUUCUCGGGUACUUGCCGAUUGUACAGAGAUGGGGCGUUAUUGGACUGCAGCAGCCGUGGGAAAUGUACCCCCUUGCUGCGGUGUACGGGCUGGUGUUGGGAGGCUUGAGUUCGUACUGUAGAUCACUCUAUGGCGAGUUGAUCCCUGAGGGCAGUGAGGCUGCCUUCUACGCUCUGUACGCUGCCUCCGACAAAGGAUCGAGUGUAUUUGGACCUGCGAUUGUUGGAGCCAUCAUCGAUCAAUCCGGCGACAUUCGGCCGGCGUUUUGGUUCUUGGCGGCACUGGUCGGACUUCCGGCGCCUCUCAUCUGGAGUGUAAACGUGGAGCGUGGCAAGCGGGAGGGCCAGAAACUUGCGGAGACUAUUGAGGGAUUCAAGGCUCUACAGGGAGAAACCGGCAGUGAGACAGAGGACAGCGACGACCGGCCGAUCCUCAGCGCAUAUGACGAUGAGGAGGAAGUCGUCGAACAUGAGCACAACCGGCCCAGGGAUAAUUAA